Sinocyclocheilus anshuiensis is the source of this 2159-nucleotide messenger RNA. RefSeq names its product peptidyl-tRNA hydrolase 2, mitochondrial-like. The transcript has 2 exons. The record is from RefSeq and is a predicted model, not a curated record. Gene Ontology annotation, molecular function: peptidyl-tRNA hydrolase activity. Gene Ontology annotation, biological process: negative regulation of anoikis; positive regulation of anoikis. Gene Ontology annotation, cellular component: cytosol. Lineage: Eukaryota; Metazoa; Chordata; Actinopteri; Cypriniformes; Cyprinidae. Bases 92 to 616 code for a protein of 174 amino acids.
CGUCAUCACUCAGCGUCGGCUUGGAAGAAGCGGCUCGUGGAGUUUGCAGGAAACUUCAGGUUGCUGAAUCAUUUUGAUUGUUGAUACGAGGAUGGAUUCUCAGUAUGGGCCUGUCGCUCUGGGUAUACUGGCAGGUGUAGGCUGUGGGCUCUGCCUCGGAUGGCACCUCAGUGGGCGUUUUGGCAGAUCGUCCUGCAGCAUGAUGGCAGCUUUAGGAAACAGCGCCGGUGCUGGCAGUGAAGCCAGCGUGAUGGGCGAGAGUGGAGAGUUCAAAAUGAUCCUGGUGGUCCGAACCGAUCUGAAGAUGGGCAAAGGUAAAGUGGCGGCCCAGUGCUCCCACGCUGCCGUGUCCGCCUACAAGCAGGUCCAGCGCAGAAACCCAGAGCUCCUGAAACAGUGGGAGUACUGUGGUCAGCCCAAAGUUGUGGUCAAGGCUCCAGAUGAGGACUGUCUGCUGAAGCUGCUGUCCCACGCCAAAGAGAUCGGACUGCCGGUCAGUUUAAUCCAAGAUGCUGGAAGAACCCAAAUUGCACCAGGGUCUCGGACGGUUCUUGGCGUGGGACCGGGACCUGCUGAUCUUGUUGAUAAAGUGACUGGACACCUAAAAUUGUAUUGAUUGAUAUUAUUGGAUUAAGAUGGGACUAAUCUGGGACAGUUUGACCAAUACUUACCAUUUUUAUACAACCAGAAAUUGCGGUGAAGUUGAAUUAAAAUGGUUUAAAUAACACAUAGAUUUAUAGGUUUAACCAUUUAUUUGAAGUAAACAGUUCACCCAUUCCAUCAUUGAACAUGAGUACAUUUAUUUGGUCAUAGUAAGUCUUAUGUACAGAAAAUUAGUUAUUUGGGAAUAUAAUUUCUAUCAUAUUUCAAUCACCCCUCUCAUACCCAAUGUUUGUUCAACUUUGGUGCAGAACCCACCUCCUGUUCCCUUUUGAAUCACACAACAAUGCUUGUAUGAUAAAUUCUGUGAACAUAUGGAUUUAAAACACUGGAUUUAUGUCAAACUGGCUUCUUAAGUCAGUCUUGAGUAUUAACAUUUCUAUUUACACAAGUGAUUAAGACACAAAUUCCGUUUAUUUUAUUAAUGUCAGAAUGAAACUGUCCAGUGAGUAUGAAGGGGGAGACAUUACAAAGAUUUUUGGGGAAAGAAUACAUGGCACAAUCUGUUUUUAACCAGACUUUUCUUGACAAACAAGAAACCUUUAUUUAUAUUGUAAUCUGGGGAAAAAAUCUCAUUCUCUUUGUGCACAACCAGAUCACUACAAUAUAUGUAUGAUUAACCUCAACUCAGUGAAAACUGAGUACAGGACACACAGGGAGUUAGUUUAAUCUUAUCUUGUCUUUUUUUUUUUUUUACAAAUAAAGGGUAACUUGAGUUUAGGAAUAACUGGCAGGAUAAACUGGCUUUCUAGUCUCACUUCGGUGCCAUAGGGUGACCUAAACAUCACAACAACCAGCAUACACAUACACGCUGCAGCAGAGGUAAGGUUAGUAAAACACACAGGUGUGGAGAGCCGCAUACAUAUUUAUAUAUAUUUUAAUCAUUAUCCCUCCUCAAAUGGAUGGUCCCACACAAAGAGCAUGGGUUACUGCACAACAGAAGUUUGUUUUUCAUAUGGAAAACAAAAACGAGAACCUGCAUAGGUCAGGGAAAAGGUUUGAAGUUACUGUAUUAAUACAUCUUUAUGCAUUUAAAAUAACCUUUUUUUUAAUAUAUUUCAAGAGCUACGCACCCCCAUUGAAUUACUGGUAUUGAGUAGUGUUUGUUUGUGUUGGCGGUAGUCGCACGUUUUCCUCGAUUUUCUUUUCUUUCCUGGAAUAUACAAUAUUAAAUGCUGACAGACUGGACAAGCUGUUCACACACAUCAAAAUGAUACAUUAAUUGUUUUUCUCUGACUACGGAGUGCAAAUCCGAUUUUGUUUUGUCAUUUUAAAUCACGCUGACUUGCUUCUUCCACAAGCCUCCUCAUUGUAGACACCAUUCCCCUUUUAUUGACAGAUAAAAUUGACAGGAAAAUCUAAUCUAGUAAGUAUUUGUAAUGUGAAAAAAAUCAUUCUUGAUGAAAUCUUUGACGAUAUAGAAAUAAAGUCCUUCAUGAUGGUAUAAAGAAAACACGAUAAACAAACGUGAUCAUUUAAAAAAAAAGAAAAAGGUAAAG